Messenger RNA from Argiope bruennichi, 1116 nucleotides. RefSeq lists its product as uncharacterized. The record is from RefSeq and is a predicted model, not a curated record. The transcript is spliced from 2 exons. Gene Ontology annotation, molecular function: acyltransferase activity, transferring groups other than amino-acyl groups. Lineage: Eukaryota; Metazoa; Arthropoda; Arachnida; Araneae; Araneidae. The coding region runs from base 234 to 845 and encodes 203 amino acids.
UCCAUCAAAUGAAAUCUCAAGUGGUGUGUUCUUUUAUAUGGCGACAUUCUUUUACUCUGUCUAAGGAAGGAUGAAUUUCACCAGACUUCUUGACCUCGGAAGUCAAAAGUUCAAGACCUACUCGGAGAAAGCGAAGCUUCAGUUCCCCUCAGGAAAUAGGCGGAUAAAGAAAUCGCUUUCGAAAAUAGAUUCACAGAAGGACAACGAAUAUUAUUUGGAUUUAAUUGUUGAGAAUGGCUUACGUGAUUUCAAAACCAACUCAAGCAAAUGUUUCCCUGACUUACCUCCCAGAGACCAUUGUUCUUCCGAAGACUAAGGAGACGACUGUGUUGGACUAUUUCAACAAAGACACUGAUUUCGAGGGUGUCUACUCCAUGGUGAAAGAUGCUGUCGAUGAAGGUCAAACAUACCCUCAAGAAACGAUGGACAGAGACCACUUUGAGCAAUAUUACCUAUCUCAUGAUGUAUUUGUGAUGCGUCACCCCAUAGACCAAAAGAUCAUGGGUUCUUUCUACGUAAAGCCUAAUUUUCCGGGCCGAUCUUCCCACAUCUGCAAUGCUGGAUUUUUAGUGAACAAGGAAUUUAGGAACAGAGGCAUUGGCGAAAUUUUGUUCCGGAAGUAUCUUCGAAUCGCCAAAGAUUUGGGAUAUGAGGGCAGUUUCUUCAAUCUUGUGUAUGAAACGAACAGCGCGUCGGUGAGAAUUUGUAGAAAACUGGGAUUUAAAGAGAUCGGCACAGUUCCGAAAGCGGGAAAGAUGAAAGGGCUUGGAUAUGUCAAUGCCCUUCAGUUUUACUAUGAUCUGACCACAGUUAAAGAAAGUGACUGGCAGAUAUCUUCUUCAUAGAAAAACGUGCACUUGCUAUAGAAUACUAAAACCUUUUAUUACAGGGUGCAUACUAGAUAAUAUAAAUGCUGAUGGUGUUUUUCAUUUUUGCUGAGAACGUUUCGACUAUGAGGAAUUUGAGUUGUUUAACCAGACUGAUUUUUUUUAAAAAAAAGUAGCCUGUUGAAGUAAAAUAUUAUUAAAUCAUGAAAAAAGGAAUCAAGUUUGAUAAUAAAAUUAUUAUAGCAAAAAUGAUGUUCAUCUUUUGGGAGUGUUUUUAAUUUUUAGAAAG